This is a messenger RNA of Stereum hirsutum FP-91666 SS1, 1221 nucleotides long. RefSeq lists its product as uncharacterized. The coding region runs from base 102 to 761 and encodes 219 amino acids. The record is from RefSeq and is a predicted model, not a curated record. NCBI's taxonomy places the organism in Eukaryota, Fungi, Basidiomycota, Agaricomycetes, Russulales, Stereaceae. The transcript is spliced from 3 exons.
ACCCUUCUUCGCCCUUCCACCAUCUUCGUCUUCGUCGAGCGUGUCCGAGCUCAUUCUUUUCGUUGUUCAGACGCUUGAGCGAGUCGAAAAGACAGUACAAGAUGUUUGCAAAGGUCCUUGCUGUAGUUCUCCUCGGUGUGUCGGCCACAAAUGUCCUCGCGCAAACCACACCUCCAGCCUGUGCGGUCACUUGUGGGACGAGUGCUGCGGGUGAUGCUGGAUGCUCUCUAGCUGACACGAGCUGUCUCUGUGGCUCGCAGACUUUCGCAACUGAUGUCGGGCAGUGUAUCGGGUCGACAUGUUCUUCGACGGAUUUGCAGGCUGCUGCGAACUACUUUGCCGCUCUUUGCGCUAGUGUCUCUACUACCGCGUCAGGAUCCAGCGGAGCCACCACGACCGAUGUCCCGAUCCCCUCCUCCAGCACCACCGGAUCCAGCAUCUCCCUCACUGCACCCAUCACCGUCUUAUCAUCCACCGUCUCCGUACCCACCACAACCUCCACCUCACCCGUGUCCUCCGCCGCAUCCUCCGCUUCCUCGGCGAUAUCAAGUGUGGCAUCCAGCGUCUCGUCGGCGAUUUCGAGCGCGAGCAGGAGCGUGGCGAGUCGAUCGAGUAGUGCUAGUGCGAGUGCGAGCUCGGCGUCGUCUGCGGCGGCUAGUUCGAGUGCGGCGGGGAGCAAGGUCGGGCUUGGGUUUGGUGGGGUUUUGGGGAUGGGGGUCGCACUUGUGGGUGGAUUAGUUGGGGGUUUGAUGGUGUUGUGAGUGAGGGGAUGGAUGGUAUUGUGAGUGGGCGAUGUGGGAAGAUGAACGGUAUGGUGCCGGGUGCGCGAAUCAAAGUGCUGGGCGACGUCGUGAGCUGUAGGUUUGUGAAUAGGGUGGGGUGGGUCGAUGCAUGGUGGAUGGAUGUUGGUGGGUUGACGGACUGUAUUCGGAUCUUUGGGACUUUUCGGCUUAUGUUUUCUCUGGAUGUUGGGCUGUAUGCUUCGUCUUACCGCUUUCAUUGAUCCUUGUCAGAUUAUUCGCUUAACCCUGCAGGUGUGCAGGCUCGACGGUGAAAAAUCCUUCUUGAUUUGGCUUUGAGCGCUAUUGUCGGGUUGACGCAGAAUGACUCUCGCUUCAUGCGAAGAAUAGCUUCGUAAAGUCGACUCACAAGCUUGAAGGUUGUAUUGACAUGCAAGGAUUUCAGCAUCCGGAUGUUUCGAAAAUGUCGACUACUUUUUGC